Molecule: messenger RNA, 3172 nt
Organism: Boleophthalmus pectinirostris (great blue-spotted mudskipper)
Lineage: Eukaryota; Metazoa; Chordata; Actinopteri; Gobiiformes; Gobiidae
Gene: mcm10
Product: minichromosome maintenance 10 replication initiation factor
Exons: 18
Coding region: 262-2859 (865 amino acids)
Biological process (GO): DNA replication; DNA replication initiation
Cellular component (GO): replication fork protection complex; nucleus
Molecular function (GO): DNA replication origin binding; single-stranded DNA binding
Source: RefSeq, a predicted model, not a curated record
CGCUGGCCACCUCGCUGUAAAGUGACAACACAGCGGGGUCCUUCAUUUAGCGCCAGUUUGGAUUCCUCUGUUUUCUCUCCACUCCAAUUUUCUCCCAGUUUUAGCUCGGAUUUUAAAGUAUGAUUUAAACUUCUAGAACGUGAUUUAUAAGAAUUAGCACUGACAUUACAAUAAGUGGACGACCAAGUUUACGCGGCUGUCAGAACUGUAAAUGCUGAUCGGGUUUGUGGUUUAUUGACAACAUCCUUUUAUUUCAAAAGAAUGGAUGGUGAAGAUGAUCUGGACAUUUUGACAGCUCUUUUGGAUGAGAGUGAAGGAGUGGAGCAGCAGCAGAACCAGGCAGAUGAUUUGGAUGAUCUUUUUGAUGAGGAAAACGAUGGAGAGGAAUACAAAGAUGGAGCCGAGGAGACAGAGGACCAACUGUCUGAGCUGUUUGGAGAUGUAGAGGACAUCGAGAAGGAGGAGAAAAGCAAAGAAGAGGUCUUAGAGAGUCUCAACAGGUCCAAAGAGGAUUUACAAGAUGAGUUGAAGAGGAUGCAAGAACAGAUGAAGAAAUUACAGCAACAACUUGAAAUGAGCCAGAGCAGUUCUUCCAAAUCUCCUGCUUCCCCUAAACCUCCAACACAACAGAAAACCUCAAAACCAAACUUGCCUAAACCUGCUCCUCCACAGAAGGUCAAAUCACCAAGGGAGACCAUCUCCACUCCACUAAGGAAAGUCCAUGAGUCCUCAGACUUCUCUGCACAGCUCAGUAAUGCAGACUCCUUCAUAAAGAAACCAAGAGUUGCGCACCAACCCAAAGCCAGCACACCUCCAGAGAGCAGAGGUCCGCUGAUGGAGAUAAAGUUGGGCAGUUCGUUUCAACCUGUGGAGACACUAGCCACCAAUCCUCUGCGCUCUCCUUCUUUCAACAGCAGACCUGGGUCUAGACCUGUGUCUGGAUCAGGAUCUGGAGCAGGGACUUCGGGGGGAACGAUCAGACCUUCUGCUCUCCCACCUCUGCCCAAAGAUGUGGCAGUUGAGAAAUACUCUGGCCUCAGACUAAGAAAACCGCGUGUGUCCUCCACUGACAUGGAACGUAAAAUGGCCGACAGGCGCUUAAUCCGUUUGUCUUCGGUCCCAGAGCGUUUGACCCGAGAGAAACUUGAGGAGAGCGACUGGGUCACAUUUGCUGUAGUGGUCAGUAAGGCCACACCACAGAGCAGCAACAGUGGUAAGACCUUCAGUAUCUGGAAGCUUAAUGACCUUCACAACUUGGAGGUGUUUGUGUCUCUGCUGUUAUUCGGGGAAGUCCAUAAAGAACACUGGAAAACUGAACCAGGGACUGUGAUCGGCCUCCUCAACCCCAACCCCAUGAAACAGAAGGAUGGAUACGAUGGGGUGAGUCUGACAGUGGACCACCCACAGAAGGUGCUGUUGAUGGGUGAAGCCCAGGACUUUGGGACAUGUAAAGGAGUGAAGAAGAAUGGAGAACCCUGCUCACAGAUUGUCAAUAUAUAUGAGUGCCAGUUUUGCCAGUAUCACGUCAAAGCCCAAUAUAAGAAGAUGAGUUCAAAGAGAGCCGAGUUGCAAUCAUCAUAUUCUGGAAAAGCUCCAAACAAAUUCAAGGGAAAAGGAUCAAAUCUGAGAGAGAAACUGUGUCAGGACGGGUUUUAUUAUGGAGGAGUGUCUUCUGCUGCCUGCGCUGCCUCAAUUGGAGCAUCCAAACCAAACAAACCUGGACAGAAAACUCUGGACAAACUCUUUGUGAAAGGAUCCGCUCAACAUGUGGCUCAAGCUAAAAGACUGGCUAUGCAAUCUGGGAAUGUGUCCGGCUGCUCUGAUGAGUUCAAGAGUCUCAUGUCUGCGCCGACUCCUGGAGCUCUGCAGCUGAAGAAACAUUUAACUCAAAACCAAACAGUUGUUAAAACCCCAGAGGGCGCUCCAGUCCAAUCUAUCUCAGCCUCGGACCUUUUAAAACAGCAGAAACAAAAGCAACGCGAGCUCCUCAACGCCCGCAGAGAACGAAACGUACUCCUGUCUCCAAAACCAGGGUCUGAAGUUCCCAAGUCUACCCAGAGUCCAGCCACCCCAGCCACUCCCUACACCCCCUCUGCUCCCUCUGCUCCUACUCUGGGACGGGGCUUCUCUGAAGGGGAUGACAUACUGUUUUUUGACAACAGUCCUCCUUCAGCACCUGCACAGACCUCCCUGAGUCUGUCUGCAGCUAAAAUGGCCGCCCUGAAGAAGCUGAGGGCCAAAGGGAUGGGACUAGAGAAGGAGGAUCCAAACGCAGUGAAGAGGAAACGGAGCAACAGCAAUGAGAUCAGUUCAAGAGUGGAGAAGAACCGCAUGUCACCCAAAAGUGGAUCAGGUAACGAAGAGGAGGAGCCAGCACAGAAAAAAAGAAAAGAGCAACAGCAAUAUGUCCAGUCAGAGGAAUUUCAGAAGAUUCUCAAUGCUAAAUCCAGACACAACGCCAUACUACAGGCUGCAGAGUACCAGCUGCAGGAGAGGUACUUUGAUGCUCUGGUGAAGAAGGAGCAGAUGGAAGACAAAAUGAAGGGCAUCAGAGAAAUGAAGUGUCGCGCUGUCACCUGUAAAAAGUGUAAGUACACUUACUUCAAACCAGCCGAUCGAUGCGUGGGAGAGAACCAUGAUCUGAAAUGGCAUGAUGCUGUGAAACGAUUCUUCAAAUGUCCCUGUGGUCAGAGGGCCAUCGCUCUAGACAGGCUGCCCAACAAACACUGCAGCAACUGUGGCCUCUUCAAAUGGGAGCGUGACAGUAUGCUCAAGGAGAAAACUGGUCCUAAAAUUGGAGGAGAGCUACUUUUGCCUCGAGGUGAAGAACAUGGCAAGUUUCUCAACAGCAUGAAGUGACAGAAACUUUUAACUUGAUCUGUAUAUAUUUAGCAUUGAAGCGACGGGUUUUAGGAGUUUUUCUUUAUUGUAAUACAUCAUGGUUUUAAACAAAUAAUUUUAUUUGUUUUAUUGUCGUCUGUAUAUUAUAUGAAUUAUAUGAACUUUUGAUUAAAGUAACUGAAAGGCAUGGUUACAUUUUGUUAUUAUUAAUGAGACACAGGCACAAUACCACUGUCUGUAGUUUUCUUACAAUAUAAAUAUUUUACAGAAUAUAAAGUCAAUAUUUUAAUUUUCCAAGUCUCCAAAACGACUUUUUGUGAUAUUAUCAUUU